Molecule: messenger RNA, 420 nt
Organism: Rhagoletis zephyria (snowberry fruit fly)
Lineage: Eukaryota; Metazoa; Arthropoda; Insecta; Diptera; Tephritidae
Product: golgin subfamily A member 7B-like
Biological process (GO): protein targeting to membrane; peptidyl-L-cysteine S-palmitoylation
Cellular component (GO): palmitoyltransferase complex
Source: RefSeq, a predicted model, not a curated record
AACUCUCGUUGAAAAACUAAAGUUUACGCAAAUUUUUAUUGGAAAUUUGUAAAACUUUUUGCAAAUAGUUUUAAAAACAGCUUGUGCAUUUCCGGAGUUAAAGUAAAAGAAAAAGGAAAAUGUCGCAAGGUUUAACCUCGCUACAGGGCGGAUCCAACAAGGUGUUCAUACAACGUGAUUACAGCGAAGGCACCUCGGUCAAAUUCCACACACGACUCCCCAGCGAACUAGAAGGCCUGGUUGAGCGGCAAGUAUUUGAGUCAACCAUCAAUAGGCUGAAUGAAUUUUUUGCGGAGGCGGAAAAAGGCUCUUGUAGUACAUAUUGUGAGGGAUGUAUUGGCUGCAUCACCGCUUACUUGGUGUACAUGUGUUCGGAAACACACUACGAAAAGGUAAGUGCUGCGUUUAUAUCAAUAACUU